Molecule: messenger RNA, 300 nt
Organism: Chaetura pelagica (chimney swift)
Lineage: Eukaryota; Metazoa; Chordata; Aves; Apodiformes; Apodidae
Product: protein FAM19A2-like
Exons: 3
Coding region: 1-300 (99 amino acids)
Molecular function (GO): receptor ligand activity
Source: RefSeq, a predicted model, not a curated record
AUGAGUGAGAGAGACAUACAAAGCCUGAGCAGAUGGGUUUUUGUGCUCACUCUCUGCCUUACCACGCUGUGGGGAAGACUGACACUGGCCUCCACCCACCACAGAAGCCAUUCAGCCUCCAUCGUGCUGCAGAAGUGGUGGUGCCAGAUGGAGCCCUGCCUCGACGGCGAGGAGUGCAAGGUGCUGCCUGACCUCUCGGGCUGGACCUGCAGUAGCGGCAACAAAGUGAAGACGACCAAGUUUACAAAUGUAAAUGUGUCUCCCCUGAUGCCUCUCUCACCUCCUGGGAACACGGAAUGA